This is a messenger RNA of Xylaria bambusicola, 791 nucleotides long. RefSeq lists its product as uncharacterized. The transcript has 2 exons. Gene Ontology annotation, cellular component: dynactin complex. Bases 61 to 654 code for a protein of 197 amino acids. The record is from RefSeq and is a predicted model, not a curated record. Lineage: Eukaryota; Fungi; Ascomycota; Sordariomycetes; Xylariales; Xylariaceae. Gene Ontology annotation, biological process: cytoskeleton-dependent cytokinesis.
UGAAGAGCUCACGAGAGAUCGUGGACACUCUCACAAUUGUGCAGCAGAAUCGAACGCAAGAUGGAGUCUAACAUCGAGGAGACUACACUGUCCACCAUAUCGCUUCUAGAAGAACGACUCUUGCGAAUUGAGCAUCUCCUGUACGGAAGCUUGAACACCCCAUCAGCAACCUCGGCCGUUCGCAGCCUACACGAUCUUGAACAUCGCUUCUCCAAACUCCUACAGCAUAUCCGCGUGUAUGGAGAGCUUUUGAAGCUAUAUAAAUCCAACCCAACUCUAUUCCAACCGCCCCCAGCCUCUCAACCUCCGCCAGAAUUGUCCUCGGAAGCCCUACGCGCCAUUGUCCUUUCCGCAGCAUCUUCGUUUCCAGCUACAGCUUCGGCACUAACCGCAAUAUCCGACACACCUGUCCCCGAUCCAGCACAUAGCGCCGAACUGGCCGCCCUGCUCCCACGCAUGAAAGGCAUUGAAGCGACACAGCUAGCGCAGGCUGCCGAGAUCGCAGAACUCCGGGCGCGUAGCGAGGCGGCCGUUCGUCAGUGGUACGAACACGAUGUCAUGGGAUAUUCCGACUUUAUAGCUGGUGUUGAAGGGCGUAUCGAGAGGGCCGAGCGGGCCACGAGAAGAGUCGAGAAGGCUCGAGAUGAGAUCUGACGCUGUCUCAUCAAAGAUUCAUUGCCAUAUUCAAGAGCGACUCACCAUCUAAAAACCAGCACAGCAUACAUUUUCAACCAAAAUUACUUGUACGGUCAUCUAUCUGCAUUCGCCUCAGACACAAACACAGCAACGUU